This is a messenger RNA of Dipodomys spectabilis (banner-tailed kangaroo rat), 2972 nucleotides long. It is a transcript of the gene Bcar3, whose product is annotated as BCAR3 adaptor protein, NSP family member. The transcript has 12 exons. Gene Ontology annotation, molecular function: guanyl-nucleotide exchange factor activity; phosphotyrosine residue binding. The record is from RefSeq and is a predicted model, not a curated record. Lineage: Eukaryota; Metazoa; Chordata; Mammalia; Rodentia; Heteromyidae. Gene Ontology annotation, biological process: positive regulation of peptidyl-serine phosphorylation; small GTPase-mediated signal transduction. The coding region runs from base 78 to 2546 and encodes 822 amino acids.
CGGGCGGCGCGGAUCGCGGGGCGGCUGUGAGCCGGGACUGGGACCGAGACCGGAGCGCGCGGGGAGCAUUGAGAAUCAUGGCUGCCGGAAAGUUCGCAAGCCUUCCCCGAAACAUGCCAAUGAAUCACCAGUUUCCCUUGGCCUCAUCCAUGGACCUUCUGAGCAGCAAGGCCCCUCCCGCUGAGCAUCGCACAGAUGCCUAUCAAGACGUGUCUCUACAUGGCACCCUUCCACGGAAGAAGAAGGGCCCGCCCCCCAUCAGGUCGUGUGAUAACGCCAGCCACAUGGGCACUCUGCCCCACACCAAAUCCCCACGCCAGAGCUCGCCUCUCACCCAGGAUGUCAUCCCAGAAAACCCGCUCCACGACUGGAAAGGCGAGACUUUCACCUUCAGGGAUCCUCAUCUUCUAGAUCCAACGCUGGAAUAUGUGAAGUUUUCCAGGGAGAGGCACAUGAUGGACAGGACCCCCGAGAGGCUGAAGAAGGAGCUGGAGGAGGAGCUGUUGCUGAGCAGCGAGGACCUGCGCAGCCAUGCCUGGUACCACGGCCGCAUCCCCCGCCAGGUGUCUGAAAACCUCGUGCAGCGAGACGGUGAUUUCCUAGUCCGUGACUCCCUGUCCAGCCCCGGAAACUUUGUCCUGACCUGUCAGUGGAAAAACCUUGCUCAGCACUUCAAGAUCAACCGGACCAUUCUGCGGCUCAGCGAGGCCUAUAGCCGCGUGCAGUACCAGUUCGAGAUGGAGAGCUUCGACUCCAUCCCAGGCCUGGUGCGCUGCUAUGUGGGCAACCGGCGGCCCAUCUCCCAGCAGAGCGGCGCCAUCAUCUUCCAACCCAUCAACAGGACGGUGCCCCUGCGGUGCCUGGAGGAGCGCUAUGGCACCUCCCCGAGCCGUGCCUGGGAAGGCGGCAUCCCCGAAGGAAGACUGGAAGGAAGACUGGACGUGGCCAAAAGGCUAAGUCUCACCAUGGGUGGCAUCCAGGCCCGAGAGCAGAGCCUGCCCAAGGGAAACCUCCUCAGGAACAGAGAGAAGAGCGGCAGCCAGCCAGCCUGCCUGGACCACAUGCAGGACCGGCGGGCGUUGGUCCUCAAAGCUCACCAGUCGGAGAGUCACCUGCCAAUCGGCGGCAAGCUGCCUCCCCAGUGCCCGGGCAUGGACACGAGCCCUUGUCCAAACUCACCAGUGUUCAGGACUGGAAGCGAGCCCAGCUUGAGUCCAGCAUUGAUCCGGAGGGUCUCCUUGGACACUAGGGCGGGGGAGGCUCUGCGGGGAUCUGACAGCCAGCUGUGCCCCAAACCACCCCCGAAGCCCUGCAAGGUGCCCUUCCUCAAGGCGCCGCCCUCUCCGUCCUCCUGGCUCAACUCCGACGCCAACUACUGUGAGCUGAACCCAGCCUUUGCCACCGGCUGUGACCGAGGAACAAAGCUGCCCUUGGGGACCCCGGGCAGCCAGGCGGAGCUGCUGACAGCCAGGCAGAAUGGGGUGCCGGGUCCCCGGAACUCUGGUAUCAACUACUUGAUUCUUGAUGGGGACGAUGGAGCUGGGCCUUGGGAGCCAGCGGUGACACAGGACAGGGCAGAGUUUGUGAAGCCCAUCAUGGAGACUGUGUCCUCAUUCAGGCCCAAUGACUUUGAAUCCAAGCUCCUCCCUCCGGAGAACAAACCCCUGGAAACAGCCAUGCUGAAGCGUGCGAAAGAGCUGUUCACCCAGCACGAGCCCAAGCUCAUCGCCCAGCACAUGCUGAGCAUGGACUGCAAGGUUGCUAGGAUACUCGAAGUCUCAGAAGAGACGAAGAGGAACAUGGGUGUGAGCUCAGGGCUGGAACUCAUCACCUUGCCUCACGGGCACCAGCUGCGCCUGGACAUCAUGGAAAGACACAACACGAUGGCCAUCGGGAUUGCCGUGGACAUUCUGGGCUGCACGGGCACCCUGGAGGACCGAGCGGCCACCCUCGACAGGAUCAUUCAGGUGGCAGUGGAGCUGAAAGAUGCCAUGGGAGAUCUGUAUUCUUUCUCAGCCAUCAUGAAAGCCCUGGAAAUGCCCCAGAUCACCAGAUUAGAAAAAACCUGGAUGGCCCUGAGGCACCAUUUCACCCAGACUGCCAUUCUCUAUGAGAAGCAGCUGAAGCCCUUCAGCAAGAUCCUACAUGAGGGGCGAGAGAACACGUGUGUCCCGCCAAACAACAUAUCAGUUCCACUGCUGAUGCCUCUUGUCACCUUAAUGGAGCGCCAGGCUGUCACAUUUGAAGGAACUGACAUGUGGGAAAAAAAUGACCAAAGCUGUGAAAUGAUGCUGAACCACUUGGCCACAGCCCGCUUCAUGGCUGAGGCUGCAGACAGCUACCGGAUGAAUGCAGAGAGGGUCCUGGCAGGUUUUCAACCAGAUGAAGAAAUGAGUGAGAUCCUCAAGACUGAGUUCCAAAUGCGAUUGCUGUGGGGCAGCAAAGGAGCUGAGGUCAAUCAGAUGGAGAGAUACGAGAAGUUCAACCAGAUUCUAACUGCCCUCUCCCGAAAACUGGAACCUCCUCUAAAGCAGGCAGAGCUUUGAGCUGUCCAGAGACCUCGAGGGUCAAGCUUUCCCACUGUCUCCUUGGGAAAAGCCUACCUGACAAAUUAAUAAAUACAUGGAAAUCUGACAAUGUACAGGCUUUUGAAAGCCAUGGGAUAUUAAACGUGUAAGUUGCACAGAGCACAUUUAUUUAUGAAUUGUUUAAAGUUACUACUGAUUUUUAAAUGAGUAAUUUAUUAUUAAGGGUAACUAUUGUAAUGUUGAUUGGCCAAUAUAAGAGAUCAAUCUUCUAUUAGAGAAUAUCUGGCUAUUUUAGUUUUAAUUUCAUGUCAGAUAAAUGUACAUAAGAGUUUUUUUGUUAAAGCAUGAAACAUUUCAGAAGGUAUCAGUUGUAUGAUAUUCUUUAAAUAUGAAAGAUUGUAAAUAGUCAUGAAUGAAAAUAUAUGUUUUUGUGAAACACUUGAA